GACAACAACUGCCUAACGUACCCAUUAAUCCACCACCCCAAUACCCGCAACCCAGCCUCCAUUGCCCCUAAACCCUCCCAAACAAACUCGCAACCAUGGACUCCCUUGGCGGCGGCCUCGGCAACCUUGACCUAACCAAGCUCUCGGACCGCGACAAGCAAGAACUCCAACAAUUCGCCAUGAACGAGCAACAAAAAGCUAGGAUUCAAUCUUGUUAGUUCCUCUCCUCCCUUUUCCACUUCCCCAUUCCCACCCCACACCCCAUUGUAAUCCAACCACCACUCAUCAGCAGCCGAACAAAUUCUCAAAGUAACACAGCAAACGCUAACACAAAGGAAACAAAGCGAUACAUUCCCUCACCGAUACCUGUUUCCGCAAGUGUAUACCCGCGGGCACUGUCAAGGCUGGAAAGUUGGACAAGUACGAGGAGCCGUGUAUGCGACAGUGUGUGGAUCGGUUUUUGGAUGCGAAUAUGGUUGUGUUGAAGGAGUUGGAGAGGUUGAGGCAGUAGGUGUAAAAAGUGGAUGAGCGGGAGACUUGAAGGGAAGAUGUACGAUAUCAUGUUACAUUUAUGAGUCUGUGUACGAUAUCGCAUGGUGGCUGGCUACAUAUGUACGAGAUGCAUGUUAGCGUUUGGAAGUACUGUAUAAAGGCAUGCCAUAAAGCGUUUUAUCAGCAAUGCACUAUCACAU
This is a messenger RNA of Pyrenophora tritici-repentis Pt-1C-BFP, 692 nucleotides long. The record is from RefSeq and is a predicted model, not a curated record. NCBI's taxonomy places the organism in Eukaryota, Fungi, Ascomycota, Dothideomycetes, Pleosporales, Pleosporaceae.